Molecule: messenger RNA, 18904 nt
Organism: Topomyia yanbarensis
Lineage: Eukaryota; Metazoa; Arthropoda; Insecta; Diptera; Culicidae
Exons: 14
Coding region: 167-18808 (6213 amino acids)
Biological process (GO): regulation of DNA-templated transcription
Molecular function (GO): DNA-binding transcription factor activity, RNA polymerase II-specific; RNA polymerase II cis-regulatory region sequence-specific DNA binding
Source: RefSeq, a predicted model, not a curated record
GUACAUAGCGGAAGGAAGUGCAAAAACGAAAAAAUUCAUCACAAAAUUUUCAGUUCUGCUUGCUCUCGUUAUAGUAGUAGUUAAUAGUAGUUUUUGUUAACUAAAUAAAUUGAAGGGAAAAGUAAUUUGCGAGGUUUCUAAAAUAGUGCGUUAUAAAAAACACGAAAUGUGUGAAAAUCAGCAUAAACCUUCAAACAUAAUGGCUGAAGAAGAGGAUAAGGAAACUCGUUACGAGAAGGUUUGGAAUCGGGUGAAGGUUUACAUUCCAUUCCUUCAAGAGCUGAUCAGUUUCUACAAGAAUGAUACCAAACAAAAUAGACAACAACAGCUUCAGAAGAUCACCACUAUGUAUGACUUACUAACAAACCAAAGAUUAAACUAUGCUUCUUUGUGUAAAUGUGAAGGCGUGCUUAUAAAACUGUACGAAACGAAUGCGUUAAAAAAGAAGCCUAUUGACGAGACUUCGGCAUCAAGCUCGGGCGAAUCCAGAAAGCCCAUGCCAAAUGCUGAGUUGGAAACUCCAGCGUCUCCAUGUGAGGAGGAUAUUCCUGACGAACCAGAAAACUUUUCGACACCUGACAAAAAUUCGAAGUCAGAAGAAUCUCAUCCAGCGGAAUUAGUGAAUGCUAGGAGUAAGCCCCCACUAUCUCUGGAUGAAAUUCAGCGAUUAAUUAUGGAAAAGCCUGGACCAAGUACUGUUCGUCCAGAAAAUGGAAAUAACUUGUCAAAAGCUAUUAAUGACACAUUGAAAAUUUUAUCGAAAGACUUCCAUAGAACAUCCCAUGAGGAAGCUAUGCGCUCGAAUACUUCAGAUAAUUCAUUUGAUAGCUGGGCCCAUACAAACGUUCCACAUUCACCGACGUACCCUCCUCAUCUCCCUCCACCAAAUAGAGCACAUUCCUCUGGUGGAUCAAAUUUUUGGGAUUCGGAGAAUGACUCAUUUGGUAGCUUUCCGCAUUCAGCUGGUCAUUCGUACCAUAAUGUCCACGCACGAAACUACAAUAAUAUUGAGUUGCCACCGCGACCACCGAAAUCGCCACCGUUAUAUCGCCGUCGUGACGAUUUACCUAUGGAUAGCGUGCGAUUCAACAACGACCGCAUGGACAUUUCACCAAUGUAUUCACCGCCCUCUGAAAUCCGAUCACCACCGACAAGCGUUCCUUCUAUGAAUAGCAAAGAUCCUCGUUUAAGAAAACCAACUGUCAGCAGCAACGAUCCACGACUGAAUCGCAUUAAUAUUCCACAACCGCAACCACUGCCUGGCCCUGUACUGAACGAAUUGCCGAAAUGUGUCGCUCCCAACCCCAAUCUUCCGUUGGAGUUACCGAAAAAAGAUCAACCGAAACGCCGUCUGAGCAUCUGUGCUAAUCAAGUGAUAAUUGAAGAGAUCCCACCCGAGCCUACUCUUCCAAAUAACUCGUUCCCCGUUCGUCGUCAAAGUAUUACUGGUGAAUUCGGAUCUAAUGAUUAUGAUGAGCCAUUCCAUGGGUCAAAUUUUUACCCACCAUCAGGCCCAGUUCAACCCACCCCGAAUCCUUAUAAUGAACCAUUCCAUGGAACUGCUUUCCUUCCAACAUCGGGUCAGUCUCAGUUGAAUCCUGCAAUGCUUCCGUCACCUACACAGUCAAGUCAAUUAACAGUACCACCUCAUUCAAAUGAGAUUUCUUCAGUAGCUGACCGCGAUCCACGGCGAAAACUUUUACAACAUAGUUUGGAGUACAUCAACCAACAUCCUAAUUUCAACCAGCAGACUCCAACAAGAUUUGAUCGUCCUCCAGCGGUGGUAACAAAAAAAGCACCUCUCACGUAUCUGGAGUAUCGCCGUCAGAAAGAAGAGCGAGAAAAGCAAAUGUCAAAUGGUAGGCCUGGAAAUAUGAAUAAACCCAACAACACAGGCAAGCCAGCAAAUCCUGAACUCGAUAUUACAAUUGGAAUGGUUCCGAAUAAGUCGCGAGUGGCUGCUAAGGCUUAUGCAAAACCAGUGAAAUUCAAAGAUCAAUCAAGCAAGGAACGUCGAUUUGCUCCACCCAUGAAAGAUAAAUCAAAACCAGAAACGAAAAACCUCUCUUCUAAACCACAAAAAAAUGAUCACCCAUCAUCGGCUAACAGGACAGAUAAGAAGCGAGAUGCACCGGAGAAAGAGAAACAAUCUGCUGCAUCAAAAGCCAAAGAUCUUUUUGGGGAACAGCUUUCGCAGUUUGAUAAGAUGUACCGGACUGGAGAUUUUUCGAAAAAAGCUCCUCCGACAUCCGUUAUUGGUAGCUUUAAAAUUCCAAAAAUCAAACGUGUUGAAAAGUCGUCCGAUAAUGAAAUGCGCAAUGAAAAGGUAGAAAAUAAUGCAAAUGAACAGCGUACUGAAAAAUCUCUUAGCAAAUCACCCGAACCUGCAAAGAAUAUUGUUGCGGAUGACGAUAUGUGGGAUGCAGAGGAAACAAACUCUACUGCGAACCCUCAGCUAGCAGUAUCAUUAACGCAGCAAAAAGUCGCUGAAGGUCCUACAGUAAAGGCGUCAACAGCCGAUGAUCCAAAAAAUAAAUCAACAAUGCAAAAUCCACUAAAGACACUCGUAGAUGAUGAUCUUUGGGAUGACGAGGCUCCAGUCGUACCAAAAUCAAAGGAUUCUGAAGCAACGAAGGAAAUAGAACCCGCGACAGAAAAGGAGAACAAAGAGAGUGAUGGCUUUCAGAUACCUGGUUUACCUGCACCACGUCGAAUUAUUCGGAGAAGGAAUUCUGUAGCUUCUCACGACACGAACUUAGAAAAGCGAACAUCGUCUCCUGUCCCAGUCUUUGUGCCGACACGUAUAACAAGAAGGAGAAAUUCAAUUGCCAUUGCUCAGCUUGAGAAUGAUCAUGUCGUCCCACCCAAGGGCCAUUCCAGAUCAGUACAAGAGAAGAAGAAAGCAGCAACGAGCGGCGAGGUUGAGGAAGAUAUUGUACGACCUCGUAAACCUAGAAAGCGGAAGGUAAUCAUCGAUGACGACGAUGAAGAGGAGAACGUAGUUGGGAUCGUUCCAUUGACAAGCCCAGGAAAGUCGAUAGCGACUCAACAGGUUCUUACUGAUGGUACGACGGAAGCUAAACCAACCGUUGAAGUAGCCGUAGAUCAUGUUGCCACAGCGUCUGUCGAAGAGGAGAACAAUGAAAACGUGGUUUCCAGCACCACUAACGAAGCGAAAUCCCAAAAAACAAACAAAAAGCGUAAAGGCAGAGGAAAAAAUCCGACAACUUCGGCAAGUGAUGAUGCUACUACAAAAGAAUUAGUAACCGAUAUUUCUGCAACUGAUAAGGAACCACCCGUCGAAGAAAGCUCCCACGGUGUUAGUAAGUCAGAGGCUGAUGAAAAAGAGAAGCCAACGGAAAAGGAAACUGAUAAAGAAGCAAAAGAAGAAAAGGAGAAUAAAGAGUUAGUGGAAAACAUUAUGAGUAGCUCUAGUAGCCCGGAUAACAAAACACAGUUACUGGCUAUUCUUAGCAAAAUGUUGGACGAAAAAAAGCUAAAGAAAGUUCAGGAGAUCAUAGAGAGUCCAAGCGAUAAAAGCAUAACGUGUGCCGAACAGGACGAAAAACCGAACGAGGAGAUCUGUCAGAACCAACAGGAUGAUGCAGAAAGUAGUCGUGAACGUACUACGUCCACCUCAGUGAGUUCAACCAAUGAGAUGUGUGAGAAGGAUAAGUCAAUAGCAAAAAAGAAAAAUCAACCAAAACGAUCUGAAUUGGAUAAGCUUAAUGCAGAUAUUGCGGAGAUGUACAUCAGAGAUGGUGUACUUAAUGCAACUGGAAGAAGAAGCUGUACUAAAAAAACAGACACUGUAAAGAAGUCUCCUGUUAAGAAGAAAUUGCAGACAAAACAAUUAAAGACUCCGCCCGUGGAGGCCGCUUCUAAAUGUUCAGAUAAUAGUUCUCUUGCCACAACCAAACUGAAGAAAUUCAACAUUGUCGUGAAAAAAAUACCUCUUUCAGAAAUUGAUAAAUUUGUUAGGCGUAAACGAAAGCUAACGGAAGAAAGCGUUGUUCCAUGUGAGGAAGGGGAUGAUGCAGUAUCGGUUGCUUCUACUAUUUCGCCAAAAUCGAAGAAAAAGAAGAAAAGCUGCUGGGCAACUGGUAUAGUACCGAAAAAGAAGAAAAAGCUGGAACCAGUCAAACAAACCCCGCCUUCUCCAGUAAAAUCAUACUCGCCUAAACCAGUUACAAAGAAUAUCAGUCGAGAGCUUCACUGUAAGAAUGAAGCGAAGUCUACGAAUUGUGCUUUGUGUUCUUAUACGGGUACACUGUCCACCAUGGUGCAGCACUAUGUGCGAAACCAUCCUCUCCAUGAAGUGUACGUUAGUCGCGUUACAAACUCCGUGGCUAACAAGCUUAAAAAAGAUCCGAUUGCAGUGACUGGUAGCAUGAACGAUCAGAAUAUUACAUUCCAGUGUAUAUUCUGUCAAGAGGUACUGACCAAAAAGAAGUAUAACUGGAAAUUACAUCUGGCCAGUCAUACCGGCGAAUAUCGAUACAAAUGUAACAACUGCACCAUCAAAUCGCUAGCACCAAGUACACAAUCGCACGAUCCAGAAUGUUCUGGUCCUGCAAUGGAGGUAAUCAACGAAUUAAUGUUCGAAGAGAAUCACAUCUACGGAUACAUGUGCCGACUGUGUAACUAUGUGCAACUUUCACGCACAAACAUGUUCGCUCAUUUGAAGGAAGAACACGAUCGAAAAAUCGCUAACCACGGUACGCUACAGUUCAGCAUACUGAAUUACGAGCCCGAGGACAUUGUUGAGCAAUCCCAAUCACAAGAGACGUUAACCUCGGAUAUUUCCAUGCCAGAACUGACUCCGCAGACUACCUGCCAACAAACCAAUUUGUCGGCCUUCAUAUCCAGCGCCAGCGAUGAAAUAGAAUCGCUCAAAGUGUUGAACGAUCGCAGUUUUGUUUCGCCUUCGAAGCCAUCAAUCAUUGAUAAACUCAAGCAAAAUUUUGAUGAAAUAAUGCGAAACGAAAACACACAAAACACAAGCAAAGAACCGCAAACAGCAGAUGACGAUGAGUGGGAAGACAUCGAUUCACCUACAAAGAACGUCCCAUCCAACAAAGUAUCGUCGAAGGAUAAAGUCCGGCGUUCUUUGGUCAGUUCUACACCAACUAGCGAGGAUAUCCCAAUGCCAACACCUUUAGCGCUGAAGGAAGAGCAGGUGGACAUUUUCGAGGGAAGACAGCUAGUGGCAAAUAUGGCGUUUAAUAAGAUUAGAGAAGAUAAAACAUGGUACCUUUGUAUGGUCGCUGAUUGUAAAUACGCAACAGAAGCGCGACCGGAUAUGUAUCGCCACGUAAAAGAGUUGCACUGUAAUGUCACGUGGGAUGGGUAUUGCUACCUGUGUACUGCUCAGGUGGUAAACGAUGAAAUCAGUGAAUUAGCGAAAGAGAUCAAGCACAUGGCAGUGGUUCAUAUGAAGGAUCACACGGCAGUAGAUGAAUUACUUGCUUUGUCGUCUACUAGUAUUGAUACAUCUUCGUUAGAGGACGGCCACACUAUUAAACUUCGUCGAUUUUCUGGAGACAAGCUUUCUAUUGGUACACCUGCCGAAGAUGUCGUAGAAGACCCAAUCAAACUCAAACCUUGGAUUGUCGAUGGACCUAGUUCGAAAAAUCGUUCCCACUCUCUUAAUAUGCUAGAGCAGAAAAGUUUGUUCUGUUUCUAUAAGUGCAUGGGAAUUACUUGCUGCUUCACAACCACGUUGGAAACGCAGAUGAGUAAGCACUUGGAUAACCACGAACUUGUCGCAGAUGUAUCAGGACCAGCCACAACUAAAAGUUGGCUUGAGUGCGCUUACUGUGACCUUCAUGCCGGGAAUAAGGUCGAUUUGAUGAAACAUCUUCAUAUUGUUCACUCCAAAAGUGUGCACCAGUGUGCUUACUGUUUCUACCGCAGCCGAGAUGCAUACAGCAUCGUUCUUCAUCAGAAAUUGUACCACGAGAAGGAUAAACGGCAGAUUCUACUGAUUCCUUCCGAAAAGCAAUCGAUGACUUCAGCCGAUCUCGAUCUGUUAAAUCGGCGACGACUAGAGAACAUUUUGCCGCUAAUUUGCACAGUAUGCAAAGCAGAAUAUUGUGGUCUCGAUGCGUACAUGACCCACCUUAAGGUAGAUCAUGCCGACCUUACGACGAUAGCCUGUCAGUGUUGCAGUGAAAAUGUGCUAAAGCCAAAAAUGCCGCGACACUUGCUGUUGCAUAAAAUUGGCAUCUACGAAUGUAUGUACUGUCAGUUCGGUAGCAACACAAUGGAAGCGGUCCAAACCCACGUAUGCAAUCGACAUCCGGACGAACUGUUUUAUUGCUGUGUGCGUCACAAUAAAACACCUGGGAAGACUAAGGAAGCAUCACUACAGUCGCUCUGUGAGCUACCAGUCGACGAUGACGUUUUCGUUUUCUGCCAGUUCAGAAUGGAAGAAUUGAACUAUAAAUCCCCUGACACGAAAAGUAAUAGGGAAAUCAACUUCUCCGACAAGCCGCAAGUGAUUCCACUGCAGCUGCCACCGAUCCGAUUCGGCGACACGAACAUACUCCUCAGUGCCCAAAUCCCAUCGACUUCGGCGGAUAGCAUUCGUCAAACGGUUGUCGUCAAAACAGGCGGUGCUGAAUUGGUUAGGAUGCCAACAAUUUCGGGCGUGUCCGGGGGAAUUGUUCUUCCAGGAACUUCUUCGGUACCAAUCAUCACUGCUGUGCAGGGGAACUACCAGGAGCCAACAGGGGUAUUGACAGCAUCCCACAGUUUGCCUGUCAUUUCGCAUGUGGCCGGCGGUUUUUCUGCAUCGAGUCAAUCCGUGAUGCCUGUGAUAACCAGAGUAGAAGGUGGCGUCGUUGGAAUGGCAACAAUUAAACCAGCUUCUUCUCUGGUAGGCACUAAAAUCAUCAUCUCUCCCAACAAGGGAUCGGGUGGCGUGCCAAUAAUAACUAACGUCUGUAGCAUCGGUACCCCGCCCCAGCAGUCUCGUGCGCCAACAGAAGACGAGGCUCUGAUGCUAGAGGCGGAACGGGUUGCGAUGGAAAUGAUUAAGGACACGGGGCUACCGAAAUCUGUAAUUUACAAGUGUGUCUUCAAAGGAUGCAAUUCUGUGCUGGCGGACGGAACUGGAAUGCGGAAACAUCUCACCUUUUCUCACAUGCCUUCGAAUCAGUACGCGUGCGUACAUUGCAAAGGAAAACCAUCUUUUCCAAAUGUCAUGGCAUUUACGCAACAUUUGAAAACCCACGAAGCGCAAAGGAUCUUCUGCUUCAUGUGUGACUACAAAGGCUCGUUCCCGCCGGAAGUUAUCAAACACGUGAAAGACGUACAUAAAACAAACAAACCAACUAUACUAUUCCUUAACCCGAAGAAGAAUGAUCCAAACAACGAUAUAAUAUUGUUUGCACCAGGCCAACCAGCGGAAACUGAAAAGAAGGCAUUCUAUAAAAAGUUGAUCGAAAUCUACAACCACAAGCUGCAGGCGGCGUUGAACCAGCAGAAGACACAUUUUGCUCCGGAGGAAUGCGAAAAUCUACCGAAACAAGCGAUCUUCAGUCAAAUGGUUUACUGUAGCAGCUGCCAAUAUUGCACCAAGGUUCGGUUGAACAUGUUCCGUCACUUGAAAGGUCAUUUGAAUGACAUGCCGGUUUCAAACGUUGAUCCUAAAAAUCCGGUGCCUUGUUGGGGUCAAGGAGAGAAACACUUUGAUAGAAUGAGAAACCCAGCCGCCAGCUCUCAGGAAGAUGACGAUCUGAUUCAAUCAUUGUGCUUUGUACAAGAAAACAAGCGAUAUAUUUGCGGUGCGGCAGAUUGUCGCUAUUUGACGAUCAACGAAACUAUGCUACGAAAUCAUCUUAGCACCUUGCACGCGGAUGCAAAGGAUUACAAAUGUCCGCACUGUCCAGCGGUACACAUUUUCUCCGGCCAGUUGAAUGUCAGUAAACUUCUGGAACAUUUGAAGUUACACGAUAAGGAGUUGUACCGUUGUAGCAAAUGUGGUAUGUUUCUUAACAACAAGAACGAAAUGGACCGCCAUAUCAACGAAAAGCAUUCAACGGUUGCAAACGUGUCGAUUUUCGUUAUCCGAGAUGGAAGCACUGCCGGCAGUGUAUCCAGUGUUGCGGCUGACGAUGAAGUCGUUUUCAAAUGGAAGUGCGAUGUGUGCAAAUUUAAAAGUGUCACUAUUUCGGAAAUGCGAGCACAUAUGCAAGAAACACACAACAUCAACGCAAAAUAUCGUUGUUCCCGCUGUUUGUAUAGUUGCUCCAAUAAGUCUUUGUUCAGCGGACACUUUGAAAAGGAUCAUCCAGGUUGCGAAAUUGUUAUAAUCUCAAUGUACAAAGCGAUUGAUGGAGACGAUAGUCGAGCUGAUACAACACCGCUGUGGAGAAGAGAAACCAGCAAAACUAGAAGCAUUCGAGGAAUCAUGGUAGAAGUAGAUGAGAAUGAAGACGAUGAGACUGAGGAGAAUAUUGAAGAAAAUAUAUCGGAAUCGAAUGAAUUGGUAUUAAGCGUACAUUUAGCGGAACCUGGGUCAAGUGGUUUAGCAAAACGCAAAAGUACCGAAAGUAGUGUUACCAAUUUGCCAGCUAAACGACCCAAGCAAGAUGAAUCAAUUAUAAAAGCUUUCAAAUGUGGGAUUAAAGGUUGCGAUUAUGUUAAUGAUUUUGGAUCCGGUAUCGUAGCCCACUUCAAAACAGUGCACCCGAAUGAUAAGCCAUCCGUGCUGAGAAAUGCUCUAGCCUGUCCAGAGCAAUCACGAUUUGAUUACUUCAUGAAGUAUGCUUGCUUCUACUGUGUGAAGAAAGCAGACACUUUACAAGAGCUUCUACAGCAUUGGCGACAGCUGCACAAAAUGAGCGGUCGUCGAAGUCAAGAUAAGCCUUUCCUGUUUCGUACGGCUAAGAUCAUCCUUUGUUUUUAUUGUCGUAAAGGAGCCGUGAUGCCAGAAAUGAAAUCCCACUUUAGUAGUUGUCAUCCGGGUCAGCAACCGAUCUACUUAGACUUUCGCAAUCCGAAACGAUGUGCGGAGUGUGAUUUUGUAGCCGGGGUCAACCGAUUGGAUAUGGUGAAACAUUUCGCUGCAGAGCAUAAAGAGGAAAAUGAAUACGCAAAAGGUUGGAUCGACUAUCUGUCUAAUGAUGUCCUUGAUAAAAUUCUGAGUCUGAAUUCUUUUACCUAUGGCUGCGAGAAGUGUGAUUUCACCACAGAGAACAACUCGGACUUCAACGUUCACUACGGUAUCAAACAUCCAGGUCAGAAGGUCGAGUUUAACGAAUUCGCCAUGGAGAAGAAAGUGAUCUACUAUUGUUCUUUCAAUAAUUGCAAACGCGAGUUUUUUAGCGAACAAGACAUGGCCCAGCACAUUUUACAACACGUACCACCGUUCAAAUGUUUGUGUAAUGCGGGGCAGUGUGUCGCCCAGUUCCGUUCGUUUACGAUGCUUUUGCAACACUUCCAGACCACUCAUCCUCAUCAUACCCUACAGUACGCGUUAAAAACACCCGACGAGUACACACAGGUGCUGCGUAUGGUGACCAUCCAAUUCUGGAACGGAUUCGUGAUGACACUCGAAGAUGCACGCCAAGCUGGCAAUCGAUAUGGCAGCUACGAAGGAUUGUUCAAAAUUGUUGAUGAGAUAUGCGCAGAAUCCGUAACGGCGGGGACGCGGUUUAUAUUGUUUGAAAAGCAAUUGUUUUGCGCGAUGACUACACUAACGAUUAAUUCUGCUUACGAAAGAAUUUUCAACGCGUCUUUGUGGCAGAACGGGUCGAUAAAGAAGAGCAGUAUAAGCCGGUGCAAGAAGCGCUUGUGCACUCGGCGCCCUGCUGCCGUUAAGCAGGGCCGCAUUCAUUGCGGUGCGUUGCUGAUUGAGCAGCUAGAUGCCUGUUAUGAGGAGCUCAGUAUUGCGAUAAUGGCAGAGCUAGAUGAGCGUGAGCGAAUAAAUCAGGAACUGCGAGAAAAGGUUCACCAGCAGCUGGAUGCAGCUCGGGUGCUGAUAGAAAGCUACCAAGGUUCGGAUGCACCGAAAAAAUUAAUCGCUGCGCAACAUGCUAAACUGGAGGGUUUGGUGACUGAUCGAAACAAGAGGUUAAAAUCUGACACUUUGCGUAAACUACUCGGCAGUAUUGAAAUUUUGAUCAAUAAGGUGAAAAAACGAGAUGAAGCUGCAUCCGUAAGCAGUUCUGAAUCUUCGGCGAUUACCACUUCCCAUCCGGAAUCGCCAACUAAGCCAGAAAUCCCACAGGAGAAAGCUUCCCCGCCAAUUUCUGAAAUUUCUUCGGUGGUUACAAACUUUGUUUUGCCGUGCAGGUCAGAAACUCCAGAACAGAAUGCUGCGCCCGUUUUGGACACUGUCAAGGAAAUCCCUUUGAAGGAAACAACACCUAUUGCGACAACUCUAACGGUGAUACCUGCAGUUGUGUCAACAGAAGCGCCUGCUGUAAGUCUAGUCGAGAAACCAUCGGAAGUGCGUGCAGCUGUACCGAAGGAAAUAAUUUCUGAAGAAGCGAAAUUUAAACAGAAACCUCAAAUUCCAUGGCGAACACCAUUACGAUUGGAACCGCUUCAAGAGGCUUUCGAGAAACCAAAGGAAAAAGAAAAAUUCGCAAAAAAUGAGAGAAAGAGAGUUGCGAGAAACGAGCAGAAGAAGAAGGAUUCGAGAAAAUCGAGGGAAGAUUACAUAAGACAAGAAAAGGAAACAGCAACGAGAAAAGCUAGAGAGCAAAAUGCUAGACAAGAGAAAGAAAAGAACGUAAGAAAAGAGAGACAAAAUGAUAAAACCAAACAGAAACAGCCGUCAACAUUAGUUGAGCCUGUUAAGGCCCCUGAACCGGAACGAUUGGCGCUUCGAUAUAAACCGAAGAAGCGCCCAGCAGAAGAUGAACCUGCUAACGACACACAGUUCAAGAAACCGUUCCCUAAACCGUCAAAUGAACCCCUUAAACCACUAUUUCAGCGACGUCAUCAGCUUUCUCCUGUGCAGCCUGUCUACAGCAGUAAAGAUCCGCGCAAUUACGGUGAGUACUGCCAGCGUCAGGUGAUGCAAAUGCAAAACCGUGCUCGAUUCGAAAGUCAAAACCAGCAGUAUUACCGACAACGACCACCCGUACCAGUAGCUCAGAAAUCGGCAACAUCAGCGCCUUCUUUUGCGGUUCCAGCUCCAACUCCACCCACGCUUCCAUUGUCUACGGCGAAGCCAUAUGGUCGACCACCAGCUCCGAAGGCAUCUGUGUCACCCAUGUUUGCACGACCCCCACCACCAAAAGUGACAGCUGUUCGGCCAGAGUGCAAAAAGACGAUUAAUCCGGUUUACGCUAGUGAUGAACCGAUCAGACUCGGGAAAAAAGAACCGCCAAAGAAAUUUGUUUCACCUGCGAAAUCAAUAGAAAAGCCCAAAGAAGACCUUUCACCGAAGGCGGAUGAAACGACUGUGGAUGUGCCAAAAUUGGAUGUUAAGAAUGUAGAGGAACCAGCGAAGAAUGUUGAAAAGUCGAAAGCACAAGAGGAGAAUAAAAAAUCUGAGGAAGAACAAAAGAAUACAACCGAUGAAAAGGACAAUGAACUUAACAAGGAGUUAAUGGAUUUGUUGAAAGUGAUUGGGGAUGAAGAGAAAGUCAACCGUAUUCUGAAUGUGAUGAAUGAUAAAUCCGAUGACGAAACAGAAGAGAAGAGUCGACCGGUUAAAAAGGAUACUGCUGCUGCUGCAAAGGAGACGGCUACCAAGAAUAAGAAGUACAAACGUAUUCGAUCUAAACUUGACGAGUCAUCGUCGGAGGACGAAUCAAACAAGAAGGAUGACCAGAAGAAGGAAAAAUCCAAGACUGGAAAACUUACUACUGCUGGUAGCAGGGAAUUGAAUAUGUUGAUUGAAAACAGUAGCGAAUGGAUGUCGAAGGGUGCAGAAAUCCACCACAGUAGAAGAAGAGGAACAUCAUCGGCGCAAAAUAGCGCAUCGAGUAAACAAUCUGAUUCAAAGCGUUCGUCUAUUGCUAACGACCUACUACUCUCUUCAGACGAGGAAGAUUUGGCGACAGUCGCUAAAAAACAAGAGACAGAAGAAGAGUCAUUGCUGACAGUAGUCAAAGUCGCACCGGUUUUGCCAAAAGGUAAAACCAAGUCCAAGACCAAGGAGACAACUUUCGUGUACAACGAUAAAAAGCAAGUUCAUUAUAAUAGUAAUUACUCUAGUAAUUGUGCUCUCUGUUCUUUCAAUGGAUCAGCAAUUGUCGAUCACUACGUAUACGAGCACAAACAGUAUGAGGUAUUUGUUAGCCGGGUGUCGCCGAAAAUGGCAGAUAUAAUCCGUACGGAUCCGUUUCUCACCAAUGGACUGCUUCUAAACGAGGGUACGGAUGAUGUAAAGAUACGUUUUAAAUGCUUCUUCUGUCUUUCCACACAAGAACUUUCUCGCGCCGAUUGGACGGCGCACUUGACAUCUCACACGGGCGAAUAUCGAUACCGUUGUACUAGUUGUCCGGUGAUGUCCCAAACUGAGGAAUUGGCUAGCAAUUUCUUCCACGAGAAAACCUGCCUGAAGCCGUCAUUGGUACUUUAUAAUAAUAUCGAAUUUCAAGACAACCACAUGUACGGCUUUAUGUGCAACGUUUGCAACUAUAUACAAAUACGCCGGGUUAACAUGGAGCGCCAUUUGAAGCGGGAGCAUCCGUCGGCUGACAUCACUUGCAGUCGAUUCAGUAUUGUCAACUAUAAGAUUGAAACGAAACCCAUAAUCGACGAAGAUCAACUGAUGGCCGAUAUGGCAUCCUCGGGAAGCAGUAGCAUCAUGCCAGCUGUAAUGAUUCCACUACAGGCGAAAGACGAACCAAUGGAGGCUUGUGAGAUUGUUAAUCAACCGUUCACUGAGGAUGAUGAGCAACCAUUAGAACCAGUGGUGGGUCCAUUGGCAGCGCUUAUGCGACGGGCAGAUAUUCGUUUGAAUUCAGUGCAUAUUGGUCCGGCAGGAGUGUACGGGCAUUUGGAGCAUAGGCCGUUCUCCUUGAAGUUUGAACAGGAGUUGCAAGCUGACCAAGUAAGCUCGAGUGGUGGCUUCUACGAAUCUCCAAUGUCACCGGAACCAGCUUUGUUGGACGAACCAUCAGAGGCACAAGCUGUUAUACCGAUUAUGCAAAUAGAAUCGGUUGAAGGUGGAUUUGAAUUUAGUAGUGAUUUUCUCAAGAGAGAAACCAACGAGGUUGAUUAUGAAUCGGACGCCAGUAAUAGUACAACAGAAUUAAAUAUGUCUGAUGCUACCGAAGAAGGUCAGCAAGGUGGACAGAAAUCUGGCAAUGGGGGGAAAAAUAAUGAAUCCACUGGCAACGGAGGAUCUGCCGGUAACUCUGGACAAGCUUCGGGCAAUGGAAAUGGCGAGGGUUCUUCGUCUACAGGAAGCGGAAGUGGCACAGGUGGGGCUGCUGGCGCCGGUGGAGACGACGGGGAUAAGGGCAAGAAAGGCGAAUUCCCGACUCCUGUUAAGAUUAAAGUUGAGAAAGAGGAUGAGGAUGAACAGGAGAAGAAGAAACAAGAAGCUGCAGAACAAGCGGCUGCUUUCGGAACUAUAGUGGUUAAAACGGAAAAGCCAGAUGAAAUUGAAGAUCAACCGGCAAUCGAAGACGCGUACGACUUUGUAGAACUAGUACUGGAUAGUACCCGGAUCGAGCAUGUCGCUUACCUUGAACAUCAGUCAGAUAUAUUACAUCUUUGUCUGAUGCCGGGCUGCCAAUACAUUUCAAAAAAAGCUCCCGACAUUGUCAAUCAUGUAUCAAAGAGACACAGUCAUGUUAUUUGGGAUGGUUAUUGUCAUCCGUGUCAAUCGCAGAUCGUCAUCAUGGAUAAUUGCACAAUAGCUAACGAGUUGCAGCACUUGUUGGAGGUUCAUGCUCGAAGAAAAACUCCUACACAAGAAGUGGCCGAUGUUCGCCCCCCAGUCUCAAAUGUUAUUCGUAUUCGCAAAAUGCCAGGGGACACAUUAUCAGCAGUUGAAUCAAAUCCUCCUCCACUAACACCAAUCAUGUCACAAGUAGCUCCCAUUGUUCCGGGGCCAUCAACCAUCGUCAUGGGUCAGCAAGGAUCGAGGAUUAUUCAGUCUGGCGCAACGAUGGGACCCAUCGCUUUGGGAAAUAGCACCAUGAUUACUCCAACUCAUACAAUUCCGGCACAGAUUAGACCAAUUGCUUCCAAGCCAACUACCACGGUAAUGUCCAUCAACAACUCUCAACCUGCGCCAGUAAACACCGGUGUGCCAUCAAUGGCUAACCUUCGCAUAAGUACCGUUCGCUUAAAACCCUGGACUAACAUGGUAACAACGAAAAAUCAGGAACACUGCCGGAACAUGCUAGAGGAAAUCAGUCUGCUUUGUCUGUACAAGUGUAUGGCUCGGUCAUGCGCUUUCACCACUAACAAUCGAUUCUUCAUGGAUCAACAUUUGAAUCUGCAUGAAAGUCGAUACGUUCCAGGACCCAGUGCACCUCGGAAAUGUUGGUUGGAAUGUGCUUACUGUGAGCUGAUUGCACCCAAUUGUAACAUGCUGUUGAUUCACAUCGAUUCCGAUCACUCUACGUGCGGAUUCCAGUGCAAUCUGUGUUUCUACCGUAGCCGAGAUCCAACAAACGUUGUAGUGCACCAGAAAACCUACCAUCCGACGCCCAAUGAAUCGAAGAAGAUUCUAAUCAUGCCGGACAAUCUGAGAAGCUUUGGGGAUGACGAGUGGAGAGCGAUGCAAGAUUCAUUGCGCAAAAAUGUACUGCCACUUCACUGUACGAUUUGCAAGGAAUCGUACUACAUCCUGUCGGCAUACAUGACCCAUUUGGCCGGCCAUACGCAAGGUUUCGUCUGUUGUCAGGUUUGUAAUCUGAACAUCGAUAAGAAAAGCAUGGCCCGCCAUCUGCUGCUGCAUUCGAUUGGACUGUACGAGUGUGUUUAUUGUUUGUUUGGGGCCAACACCAAGUCCACGAUGGCCCUGCACGUUAGCAAUGCACACUGCUCAAAACCGCUGUAUUGUUGUGUUCGUUACAAUAAAAAGAGACCCGAUGGCGUGGAUUAUCCUCCGAACAAAAUCGAGUCUAUGGAGUUAAAGACUAUGAGCUGCACUGUUUCUCCAGAUCUUUUCAAACGAUGUAACUAUACACCGGAAAUGUUGAACUACAAACCGAUCGAUCUCAAUAUGAAUCAAAUCAUGUCUUAUCCUAAACCGGUGCAGAGAGUGGUUUCAAAUGCCGUGGCUACUCCAGCCGCCAAUACAUCAUCGGCCAAUCCGGGGGCAAACAUCCAAAUCCAAAUAACGGACGAAGCUGGUCGUCCACUGAUUAUCUCCAUUCCGGUACAAAACAGUGCCCCUGUAUCGUCUGCACCACCUCCACCUAUUACACAACCGCUGCCUGGAUCUGCUGUACCACCUACCGUUCAAAUGCCCAUGAUCACAACGGUACAAGGUGGAGUUCCAGUAAUGCCUCAGCCAGCUCCACUUCCGGUCAUCAGUAGCGUGCAGGGAAUGGCAACGCUUCCCCCACUAACCGCUAUUCAACGUAACGACAGCUUACCCAUCAUCAGCAGCGUACAGAGUGUCGCUCAGCCACCAAACAUUCAACCGGCCGUGCCACCAAAAAUUCCGACGCUGACCGCCAUCAAUGCUGGCGGAAUGGUUAACAUACCGAACAUUCCAGGUAUCACUAUAACAGCCAAACCCGUAACUACAUGUGGUGUUACAUCAAGCUCAUCGUCCCCUAAUGUUCAGUCGAGCCCCGCUGGUGCCAAACCAAUGGUAUCUCUCGCGGAUAGCAUUUCAUCUACAACUCCGUUAACUUCUGAAACACCAGUCGCUGCAGAAUUAACAGAACCGAGAAGUGACAUGUACACAACAACGGUUGCCGAAGCGGAUACCCAAUCCGCCAAUAACGACACCGUUUCGGUUGAGUCAGAUGAUGAACUCAGGACGGGAGGAGCUAGUAAAUGCAGUACUCCGGUUCCGUCGCAAUCGCCGGGUCCAGGCGGUUCGAAAGACACAUCACUUACGAAGAAAUUUUCCAGUACUACUCAGAUUCGAAUUGAUUUCCUGUUUAAAGGAAAUAUCGAGCGGUUUGACCAGUUGGAAAAGAAAGUCAGUCAAAUGAUUAAGCAUACCGGUUUUUACGGGCAAGAGUUGAAUGUGUGUGGAGUGGAUAAGUGUACCAGUCGAUUCACCGAUCCGGUUAAGCUCAAUUUGCACCUGUUGAAACAUCACAACGUAUCGACCUACAAGUGUUUCCACUGUAAUGAUCGGUUCAAAACGGCACACGAACUGAUAACACACAUCAAAGCCCAUGGUCGGCAUAGGUACAUGUGUUUCCUGUGCGAUCGGAAAAGUCAUUUCCUGAAGAUGAUGAUUUUGCACGUCCAACAUGACCACAACAGUACGGACGUGAUUUUGACAUACCUUCAUCCGAAGAAACGGGACAUUCACAACGAUUUGGUGGUCAUCUGUCCGCAGAACGUGACUAGUUUUCAGCUGCAGAGCUACAUUGAUAAUAUCUUGAAGGAGGACGGUGCUGUGGUGGAGAAAAAGCACUUUAGUCCUAGUGAAAUCGAUCAACUACCACCGCAGGACAUUUACCUUGAGGAUGUUUUCUGUUCUACUUGUGACUAUUCUACUAAGAUUAGAAAGAAUUUGAAGCGUCAUCUUGAGAGACAUUUGGAAGCUCCUGGGCAAGAACUGACGCUGCAAACAAAGCAGGAUCCCGACCACGUGUUGACAUCUGCUCCUGUAGUAUCGAAUGUAAAUGUUCCGCAAAUGAUUGCACCUGUUAAGCUGUACCAGUGUGGAAUUUGUAAGUUUGAUUGCCCGCCAGUGUUGGCCGACUUCCGCGCACAUUUAUUCAGAACCCACCGACAGGAGAAGGUUUAUAAAUGUUCACACUGUGAGGCAACGCUGAAUGACGGCUUUAUUUGUAUCGACAAAAUUGUGAACCAUCUCAAGCUGCACGGGGAAAACUUGUACAAGUGUAGCGAAUGCGAUUUCUAUCGUGAUGAAAAACAUCUGAUAACAGCUCAUGUUAAGCACAAUCACGCUCCAGGGGUAACGGUGACAACUAUCCGUGAGGCGAUUACAAGCGAAGGGCGAGAAUGGCAAUGUGACUUGUGUGAAACAAUACGGCACACUCGUGAUGAAAUAGCAGAUCACAUGACGACUGACCACAAACUGACUGACAAACAGUUCAAAUGCUCCCUUUGCUCCUAUAAAUCUUCUGAUUAUGACACAUUUAAAGUCCACUUCUCAAGUAACCACCCGAAGAGCGAAAUACUGAUCAUUUCACUUUACCAUGAGCUUCCUGCAAAUGACACUCGGACGAUAAAGACUGAUGGCAGAGCGAGUGUAGAGCAAAGCGUAGCCCCACCAGAUGGUAGCAAGAAGAAAAAGUUUUCAUGUGGCAGCGACAAUUGCUCCUAUUCAUCUACCGAUCUGGAAUGGGCCAAACGACACUUUCUCACAAGUCAUCCGGAUCAAACAUUAGUCGUGUAUGAUGAAUCCAUCACAGAAAAGGAGAAAAGAAAACGAUUCGACUAUUUCGUAAAGUACGUAUGCAACCACUGUCAAAUGCAGUGCGACACGAUCGACGAUGUUGUUGAACACUGGUGUCGAAAACACAAGGACGUUGACAAAUCUCCUUUAAUGUACAAACUGUUCAAACUGGUCCGUUGUUUCUACUGUGACAAGCUAUCGUCUUACUACGACAUCAAAAUGCAUGCCACAGUCAAUCAUCCGGGACAAACGUUUGCCUGUGUAGACCACCAAAAUGUAUUCAAAUGUGGCGAAUGUCCAUUCGUGUUGACCGGCAUGAAGAUCGAUUUACUGAAGCACUUCAAAAUCUAUCACAGCGCGAGUAAAACCGAAGACCCAUGUGAUUACAUCGACGACGAGUUCCUUCACCGGAUGCUGGAACAGAAUAAUAGUUUAUACACGUGCAACCACUGUAAAAUUGUCUUUUCAAGUCGCUUCGAGUAUGAAAAUCACAUCGAUGUGUGUUCCUUUGCCGGGCUACCGGCCAGCUUUACGUCAUCUUCGAAAUCGGUUCGCAUCCGAUACAUUUGCAGUUGUUGUAAUGACAUGUUCAGCGACGAGUACAGCAUCGCCAAGCACAUGCGAACUCAUCUGGCUCAGUACAAUUGUCGGUACUGUAAGCGUGAGUUCAAACAGUUAUCUCACCUGGAUCAACAUCAAAUGGUGCUGCACAAUGCUCAGGACAACGAUUUCAUACUUAAAGACCUGAAUCAGUACAGAAACUUUUUCCUUAAAAUUAAAAUGCUUUUUCCAAACGGUCUACUACUGAGCAAAGUGGAUGCCUACAGGACGGUAUGUGGUUCCGUCGAAGACAUAAUUAACUACGCUCGUAGUGUUAAUGACGAGGAGUUGAACCAGUUGAUGUACAACCGAGCAGUCGAACUUCCGUUGCGUUACGUUAACGAUUUCGGGGAGACCGCACAGACCACUUGUAAAGAGUUCCUAGCAUCGAAGCCUAAGAUGAUCCUAGAUCUAGAGAAUCUGGAUGAUGAGCAGCUAGAACAGAUCAAGGAACAAGUUUAUCUGCUUGCAGUAGCCACUGGAAAGACGGGUGCCACCAGUUCUGUUGCUGUCACUGUUAAACGGAAACGAGGUCGGCCGAAAAGAUACAGCCCAAUCAGUUCGAAUUCGGAAACGGAUGAUCAGGAUGAUGACGAUUGGCAACCAGGAACGAAGCGGAUGAACCUACGAGCGAAAACGACCAAAUCAUUCACCCAGGACAUGGUGGCUACCGAUUCGGAAUCGGAUGAUGAUUUUCUUAUCAAUUUGAAGAAGGAACGGUUGUAGGGUUCUUUUCAUUCUAAUUUGCUAGCUGUGUAAGAACGAGAAUUCGUGUGUCGAAAGUGAUGUUAGUCUUGAAUAAAUAAAUAAGUCUAAAACCAA